Danio rerio (zebrafish) is the source of this 1711-nucleotide messenger RNA. NCBI's taxonomy places the organism in Eukaryota, Metazoa, Chordata, Actinopteri, Cypriniformes, Danionidae. The record is from RefSeq and is a predicted model, not a curated record.
CAGCCUCAUCAGUUCUUGCCUUGGCUUCUUCUGACGUUCAACCUAGAAGGUCAUCUGGUGGGUCAACACACAGUGACCCAGCACAUUCUGAGGUGUCAUUUAAGGGUUGGCACAAGAUGUGGGAGUCUGGACAUACUGAGGCUGAAGGAGGAUACUGAAAGGGGACUCUUUCAGAGGGCCAUGUCUUAUAAAGACAAAUAUGGAAACAGAAAGUGGAGGAAAGUCCUGAAGGAUGACCGGAUGUGGUUUCACCCUCCAGAAUUUCCUGGAAUGGUGGAAGGAAAAGUCCCCUCAGCAGACUUUCGCAGCUCAUCGCCUAAACCAAAGGUGCCAGGAGCUAUUUGGGGAGGUGGAGGAGGCAAACUACAGGCCUCCGGUUCCUGCUGGUGAUGAGCGCAUUGGUCUGGAGUACCUGUUUUCCCAGUCCUCAGAGCCCUUCAGUGCUCCUGAUCAUUACGCUCAGACUAGAGAGACACUUCAGGCAGAUGAGGAUGAGGACGAAGAUGUUCCUGCUGGGGUGGCAGAGGAAGAGCCGCAGGAGGAAGAUGAUGAUGUGGGCUACUCCUCAGACCGCGAGAGGGACAGCCUGACUCCUCUGAGGAACUGUCUGUGCCUCACCGAUCAGGCAGUGGCUGCUGAAUUUGACCCCUGUGUGGAGGACGUGUGCGGUCCCAAUCAUCUGCCUGGGUACCAGCACGUAGAGGAUCUGUGUAAAGUCCUUGUUGAGAUCGCCCUGGAGGAAGGAAAACUUGCCCUAAAUGAGUCGACCAGGCAAAAGGUCAUCAGCGCCUGGAACAAGCUUGACCUCCAUGACCGCAGCAUCCAACAAUUCGACAGCCUCUACUCUGCACGCUGGGGCAAUGCUCUGUUUGGCCGCACCAGUGGAGAUCCGACUGAGGCGUCCCUGGUGCAGAAGCUCAAGUUCAGCCAGCGCUACUCAGCCGCACACUUGGUGGACUCCAGAAAGAACCAGCUGAUGUACUGCCUGGUCAAACAGCUGUGGCUUCAUCCUGGUGUUGGAGGAAAAGCUAAAGGGUCACCGCUGAAACAGCAGAUCACUAAACUGUACCAGCGUGUGCAGCAGAGAGUGACGGUGGACGAUGAUCAGCUCAGCAAACUCAGGAUUCCCAUCCUGAAAUAAAAUUCAAAGUGCGUGAGCAAGUUCAUCAGGAGGCAGGAGGCGCUGUCAGCCACAAACGUCACCGACCAGGGUCUGUCUGUCCUCCGUCGUCACCAGAGCGUCUCCAGCACCAGCCAGCCCCCCGCUGAGGAGCUUCAAGAGGAAAGACCCCAUACCAGCCGGCCUGCAGUGCAGUAUCCCAUCACCACUUCUCUGGCCGGCACCCGAAAGUUGAAGCAAAGGCUCCCGCAAAUCUUACCUGUCCCUCCCUCUGCUCUUGCUCAACCAGUUCCUGCGCCAGCCCAUUCAAUGCCCGCAGGACUCCGGCACACACACACUCCGCUGACUGCACCUCCCGCUGUUUCCUUGCCGCAGCCACUGUUGCCCUCAAGAUCAACAGUCUACAAGAGGAAAAAGGCAGAACUCAGUGGCUCUGGACAUCCAACCUCAGUGAAGGUUUACAUCUGUGCUCUGUGUGGCCAACCAACUCAAGGCCACAAGAAAUACAGAAAGAAGAGCUACUGUGAGAGCUCCAAAGCCUCCACGUCCACAAACCUUGCUGGGCAGACUUUGACUGUUUUGAAGACUUUA